This is a messenger RNA of Emiliania huxleyi CCMP1516, 3454 nucleotides long. RefSeq lists its product as hypothetical. NCBI's taxonomy places the organism in Eukaryota, Haptophyta, Isochrysidales, Noelaerhabdaceae. The record is from RefSeq and is a predicted model, not a curated record. Gene Ontology annotation, molecular function: ATP binding; DNA binding; excinuclease ABC activity. The coding region runs from base 1 to 3399 and encodes 1132 amino acids. Gene Ontology annotation, cellular component: excinuclease repair complex. Gene Ontology annotation, biological process: nucleotide-excision repair. The transcript has 12 exons.
AUGCGGACGAGGCCUAUCCCAGCCAGCAAGCAGUCCCGCUACCUCCGUGACACGUCCAGGGCCGUCGAGGCACUCGUCCUAUCCGCCUGGUAUGCCACCACCGGCACCGGAUUGGCGCAGCCGAUUUCGCAGCUGCAGGUGCAGCUCCCGACGCUGCAGGAAGGCGCCAGCAGUCAGCAGCCGGCGAUGGCGGCGCCCGUGCUCGCGGAGGUGCUGGACGCCGUCCGCAGCAACCCAAGGCCUGAGGAGCUCCGGGCGGCGAUGAGCGAAGGCAUCCGCCAGGCAGUCUGGAAGGUGGACGGGCUGCGCGGGCUAUCGAGCCUGCUCGGGCUGGAGGAGGUGCCGGCGCGGCUCGAGACGUGGGACAUCAGCCACCUGCAGCUCUCCUCGGCGCUCGACGCCCUCUCCGAGCUCGGCGUGCGGCGCGGCGUCGCGGCGCUCGCGCUCGCUAAGCGGGAGGAGGAGAUCUACCUGCCCGGCGCCUCGGAGCCGCUCGUGCUGCCGCGUAGCUCCCCCACCCUCACGCUGCUUCGCCGGCAGCGCGACGAGGCGCACGCGUACGCGCUCCUCUCCCACCGGAGGCUGCGCGCCUCGGCCGAGCUCGCCUCGGUCCUCGACGGGUGCGGCCUCGCCGCCGCAGAGCAGUCGGCCUUGCGCGCCUCGUUUGGCUCCGCCUCUGCCUUGCGCGCCGCAAGCGUCGACGAGCUCCGCUCAGCCCUCGGGGAGGGCUGUGCCGCCGACCCGCGCCUCGUGUCUGCGCGGCUGCGCUCGCGGCCCGAGCCGGUCGCCGUCGGGUUUCACGACUCGCUCGCCGGCUACGGGAGCGCUGUGCAGGCGCUGGCCCUGUCGUCGCGCCGGAUGGGCUCGAAGGUCGAGGCGUGGGCGUCGGAGGAGCAAGCGCGCCGCUGGUGGGCGGCGCGGCGCGGCGUGUGGCUCUCGCGGCUCGAGCGCGGUGGACCCGCGGCGGAGCGAGCCGUCGACAACGCAUGGGGCUCGGAGGGCGCUCUCUCAGCCGAGCUGCCGGCGAAGGAGGGCGACUUGCUGCCCGGGGUUCUGUUUUCGAGCGCGGUGGCGAUGCCGGGCGCCUUCGAGCUGCGCGCCCCCUACCGGCCGUCGGGCGACCAGCCGUCGGCGAUCGACUCGCUCGUGGCGGACGUGCAGUCGGGCGUGCCGCGGGUGGUGCUCAAGGGCGCGACCGGCACCGGCAAGACGUUCGUGCUUGCCAACCUGAUUGCGCGCACCAACCGGCCGACUCUCAUCGUCGCGCCGAACAAGGUGCUCGCCGCGCAGCUCUACACGGAGCUGCGCUCCUUCUUCCCGACCAACGCCGUCACCAUCUUCUUCUCGCACUUUGACUUUUACCGCCCCGAGAGCUAUGCACCCGUCUCGCAAAACUACGUCGAGAAGGCGUCGCAGACCAACCCCAAGAUCGACGCGCUGCGGCACGAGGCGACGCGCUCUCUCUUCGAGCGGAGGGACACCAUCGUCGUCGCCACCGUCAGCUGCAUCUACGGGCUCGGCAUGCCCGCAGAGUACCUCGACCGCGCCACGGCGCUCUCGGUCGGGCAGCGCUGGAGGGCGGCCGAUCUGCUCGCGGCGCUCCGCGAGAUGCGGUACGAGAGGGCGGCGGGCAGGCAGCUCGGCCGCGGCGAGUACCGCGACGCAGCGACGGGGGGCAGCCUGCCGCCGCCCUCCGAGGCGGGCGCCGAGGCGGGUGCUGAGGCGCUCAUCCAGGCGGUGGCGGCGCUCAAGGAGGCGUGCGCCGAGAGGGGGCUCGCCACGGGCGGCGUCAAGGCGGCGCUCCGAGAGCGGCUCCUCUCGCACGAGGCGCUGCUCGUCGCGGCGGGCGAGGCGGGGGGCGAGGCGGGGGAGAGGGGCGACGCUGGGGCGGCCGGCGACGGGGAGGUCCCGGCCCACGUUGUGCUGUACCCAGCCAACCACUACACAGAGCACAAGGAGCGCGUGCUGCGCGAGAUCGCGGCCGAGUGCGCUUCGACGGUACGUUCCCUGCUGGCCUCGGGGCUGGUGGUGGAGGCGGAGCGGCUGCAGCUGCGCACCGAGUCGGACCUCGCCGACAUUGCGCGGGAGGGCUACUGCAGCGGCAUGGAGAACUACUCGCGCCACCUGACCGGCCGCAGGCCGGGCGAGGCGCCGCCGACGCUGCUCGACUACAUGCCCGACGACUGGCUCUUCAUCGCCGACGAGAGCCACAUCACGGUGCCGCAGCUCGGCGCGAUGCACGCAGGCGACCACUCGCGGAAGCUCAAGCUCGUGGAGGGCGGCUUCCGACUGCCGAGCGCGCUCGACAACCGGCCGCUCACGGGCGAGGAGGUGUGGGAGCGGGUUCCGCAGGCGGUGCUCGUCUCUGCCACUCCGGGCGCCGAGAUGGCCCUGCUCUGCGGCCCCUCGCCGCGCGUCACCGAGCUCGUCGUCCGACCGACCGGCAUCCCCGAUCCGCACGUGGCCGUCGUCGACGUAGCCCCACUGGGCGGCUACGAAGACCACCUCCUCGCGCAGAUCGAGGCGCGGGUGGCGCGGCGCGAGCGCACCCUCGUCACCUGCAUCACCAAGGCGUCUGCCGAGGCGCUCUCCGACUUUCUCAGCGGGCACGGCGUCUCCUCCAUCGCCCUGCACUCGGGCGUCAAGCCGCUCGAGCGGCUGCGCCUCCUGGCCCAGCUCCGGAGCGGCGAGCUCGACGUGCUGGUGGGGUGCAACCUGCUGCGCGAGGGGCUCGACCUGCCCGAGGUGUCGCUGGUGUGCGUCCUCAACGCGGACAAGCAGGGGCUGCUGCGGAGCACCACCUCGCUCAUCCAGACGAUCGGCCGCGCCGCACGGCACGUCAACGGCGUCGCGCUCCUCUACUCCGAGUCGGGACGCUCCUCCGAGGCGAUGGAGCAGGCCAUCGCCGAGACGAACCGCCGGCGCGCCAAACAGCUCGCGCACAACGAGCGCAACCUCAUCGUCCCGCGGGCCGCCGGCACGGCGCUGGGCGCAGACGGGGCGGCCGAGCCGCGCGCGCCUGACGGCGGAGGCGCGUCCAUCCUCGAGAUGCUGGCUCGCGGCGGCGGUGCUGCUGGGGACAGGGGUCCGCCGGGCGGCGACCUCGACGGCGAGGAGCGCGCGCUGUACGACGAGCUGCGCGCGUGGCGGGGGCAGGUGGCGCGCGCGGGGCGGAGGCGGCGCCCCUUCAUGAUCCUGACCGAGGCGGUGAUGCGGGGGAUCGCGGUGGCGAGGCCGUCCAGCAUGGACGAGCUGCUGGACGUGAAGGGGGUCGGGCCGAAGAAGGCGGAAAAUUACGGGGAGGAGAUUUUGCGGCUGGUGCGCGCCAGCGAGGGGCGACAGCGAGCGUGGCAGGUGAAUGGACAGAGCUUUGUCUUUGAACCAGCGGGUGGGGGUUGAGAGUGGGACUAUCAUCUGUGACGCACGCUCCAGAACUAUCAGCUCUAUACGUCUC